This is a messenger RNA of Panicum hallii, 5308 nucleotides long. Its product is annotated as protein BREAST CANCER SUSCEPTIBILITY 2 homolog B-like. Bases 22 to 4707 code for a protein of 1561 amino acids. The record is from RefSeq and is a predicted model, not a curated record. The transcript is spliced from 33 exons. Gene Ontology annotation, biological process: double-strand break repair via homologous recombination; regulation of DNA-templated transcription. Lineage: Eukaryota; Viridiplantae; Streptophyta; Magnoliopsida; Poales; Poaceae.
CCUCGCCGCGGUCCGGGAACCAUGCCGUGCAAGUGGCAGGUCUGGACCCAGCCCGACGGCAGCCUCGUCUGGGUCCCCGCGACCGAGACGCCUCCCACCCCGCCCCCGCCGCCCGCGGCGGCCCCGGCGGCGGCGGGCCCGCCUGAUCCCGCUCCUCCUCAUCCGCCGCCGCCCGACGGCGUGCCAAUCGAAGAAUACCUAGGCGCGGACGGCGCCAAGGGGGGUCGCUUGCCCUUAAUGGCCGACCUAAUCCUCCAAGCGCUGGACACGUUGACUGAAGAUGGAACGGAUGCACUGACUGAGGGUGUCAAUACGGGUGGAUUGUUCUCCACUGGGUCGGGGAGGUUGGUGACCGUCAGCGAGAGGGCCAUAAGGAGAGCUAGUGCGUUGGUCGGUGAGGAGAUGGAGGAGGCUGCUAACGGUAACAGGAAGAGAAAGCAACCAUUUGGUGAUGAUGCUGGUCUACAGGGUGACCGGACAAACUUAGAUGUUCCAUUGGGAGGUGGUGCACAUAAAGAUAACUUGUUGCCAAUGUUCCAAACUGGAUCAGGCAAAAUAGUCCCGCUCUGCAAGGACUCAUUUCAGAAGGCAAGAGCUGUUUUAGAAGAAAAUGUUGAGAAUGCUGCUGGUGCCAGACAACCAAUGUUCCAUACUGGUACGGGUAGAUCGGUCCUAGUCAGCAAGAGCUCCAUUGAUAAGGCGAGAGCUGUUUUAGAGGGUCAAACAGUCGCAAAUGAAGGAGAUGCAGGAGACAUGGAACAGUUUCCAAUGUUUCAAACUGGUUCAGGUAGAGCUAUGUCAAUCAGUAUGGCAUCUGUACAGAAAGCUAAGGCUGUGCUAGAUGAAAAUAAUGUAAAUACAGGGAAUGUUGAGGGUCCUGGUUACCCCGACCAGUCUCUGAUAUUUCAAACUGGUUCCGGAAGACCAGUCUUGAUCAGCGAAAGAUCCAUUGAGAGAUCUAGGGCUGUGUUGAUGGAUGAAGGUGCUGAAAAUACUGGACAACGGGAUACUGGCUACCAGCUCCCAAUUUUUCAAACAGGAAUGGGAAGGCCUGUUGCUGUGAAACAUGGCUCUAUUAAAAAGGCAAAGGCAGUUUUGGAGGAUGGAGAUGUUAAAAGAAGUGGAAAUGGAGAUACGGAUAUUUGUGCUACAUCUUUCCAAUUUGAAACCCCGACGUCUGUUUUGAUGAGUAGCAGUUUAAUUAUGAACGAUAGAACUGUUACACCAAAGGAAAAUACUUCAGUGCAAGGAAAAUGUUAUGAGGGUGAUGGGCACUUGCCGUUGUUCCAGACUGGGUUAGGGAGGUCAGUUACAGUAAGUAAGAGCUCAAUUAAAAGGGCAAGUGUAAUUCUGGAGCCAAGGAACAUUGCAAAGGAAUUGGAAGAUGAAGCUCAUCUAAAUGAUGUUUGUGCCACCUCAAUAAUCAAAACUGGACUUGGAAGGUCCGUCUUAAGCGAAAACUCAAGGGAAAAUGCACAAGUUGUCUCAGAGGCUGUAAAAAGAGUAAAUAGUGACAUUGGGGAUGGCUUUGCUGAAGCCCCAAUGUUCCAGGCUGGAAUACAACAGUUUUCACCUGAGAAUGGAAGUUCAAAACAUAGGGCCACCCUCUUGGAGCAAGGCAAAUUGGCAACAAAAGGAUAUGAAGACUGUGGAAAUUCAUUGCCAAUGUUUCAAACUGGAUCCGGAAAAUCGGUCUUGGUCAGUGAAAGCUCAGUACGGAAGGCAAGGGCUGUUUUGGAGGAAGAAGGUGAUGUAAACCGAGAGAACUGCAAGUUGGUUAAAAUGGACAAAAAGUUUCCAGUCUUCGCUUCACCUUUCAAGACAAGCUGUGCAAGAACAGUAAAUGUAUCUUCAGCUGGUGUUUCUCGAGCUGCUACCUUAUUGGGCUUGGAGGAGGAUACCUUUUCAACUCAAUUUUUUGGACAUGUGGGUGAUAAGUUAGGUACAAAGAUAACUGUUAAGCUGGAAAAUCCAGAACGAAUGCUUGAUGUUGCAUCGGCACAUGCAAUUUCUGGUGGCUCUCAUAAGGGUUUUUGUCCAACAGAAAAACCCAUACUUAUAGAAAGACAUCAGCAGUUCGGAUUUUCUAAAACUGCCUCUGAUGCUGUUGAGCAUUCUAUCAGGUUCAGCACUGCUGGUGGCCGAUCAAUGGCUAUUUCUACUGAUGCACUACAACGUGCAAAAAGCCUUUUGAACGAUUCAGGUUCAGAGGUUUCACCAAAUGAUUCAGUAGGCUGCUCUCUGGCAUCAGCUAAAGAGAAGCAACCAGAUUCAACUAUUUCUCCAAAAGGAGAUGAAUCUAACUUAUUGCACGGGACUAAAGUAAUCGGAUAUGCUGUACCUGAUAUCCCUGUAACUAAAGGAAAUGCUAAUAAGUUUCAUAUGGGGAGGCAAUAUCACUCAAUCAACGAAAUUCCAAAGGUCCCGAAGCUUCCCAGAUAUUUAUCCGAAGGUGACAAUGCAAUUGGCACCAAAGACAAGACCCAGAGGCAUCAUAUGCCAGCUGGACCUUUGGUUGACAUCACUAACUACAUGGCUACUUGUUCUGGAAAAAAUACGGACCACUUUGCUAAUGGAAAGAGGGUAAUCGGAGGAAGAAACUCCAUAUCUCCAUUCAAACGGCCCCGUUCUUCCAGGUUCAUCACACCAAUAAAAACCAACAAAGUUUCCUCUGCUGGAGAAUCCAAAGUAGCGUCAACUCAGAUCAGCCCCUGUAGGACAAAGCUGUCUGCUCGUUAUCCUUUCCAACAUCAAAGGAAAAGCUGCAAAGAAUAUUUUGGUGGUCCUCCUCGCUUCCUACAGACUGAACAUGUAACUGAUGACGUGAAGCUCAUGGAUGCAAAAGGAGCUGAGAAGUUUAAAUUUCAGCAUAUGGGUACUGGAGCAGAAGAUUUUCAGAAGAUGCUGCUCACAUGUGGUGCUUCAUUAUCAUACGCAACUAAAGAAUGGGUCAGUAAUCACUAUAAAUGGAUUGUGUGGAAACUUGCUUCACUGGAGAGAUGCUACCCAACUAGAGCUGCUGGUAAAUUCUUGACGGUUGACAAUGUUUUUGAGGAGCUUAAGUACCGGUAUGAUAGGGAAGUGAACCAUGGCCACCGGUCAGCAAUAAAAAAGAUUUUAGAAGGGAAUGCCUCACCCUCUUUAAUGAUGGUCCUGUGCAUUUCAGCUAUUUACUCUUGUCCUGCCCAAAGUGACAAUAAGUUGGAGGUUGACAAGAUAGAUAAUAAUGAAGACAGCAAUGGCAAUAAAAGCUUGUCAGCCUCUAAUAGAAACAUGUCUGCAAAAAUUGAAUUAACUGAUGGAUGGUAUUCACUUGAGGCAUCAUUAGAUAUGGCACUUUCAGAACAACUAGAAAAAAGAAAGCUUUUCUUAGGACAGAAGCUUCGGAUAUGGGGAGCUUCUUUAUGUGGUUGGUCUGGGCCUGUGUCAUUUCAUGAGGCAUCUGGUAUUGUCAAAUUAAUGGUCCACAUAAAUGGCACCUAUCGUGCAAGAUGGAAUGAGACCUUGGGAUUCUGCAAGCAUGCUGGACUCCCACUGGCAUUCAAGUGCAUAAAAGCUUCCGGUGGUAGAGUUCCUAGGACACUAGUUGGAGUCACAAGGAUAUAUCCUGUUCUCUUCCGGGAAAGGUUGCCUGAUGGUUGUUCUAUUGUGAGAUCUGAAAGGAUGGAAAGAAAGGCGCUGCAACUGUACCACCAGAGAGUAUCUAAGAUUGCAGAAGAUAUUAUGUUUGAACAACAAGAAAACUGUGACAGUACAGAUGAUAAUGAGGAAGGGGCUAAAAUUUGCAAAAUGCUAGAGCGUACAGCUGAGCCUGAAGUUAUAAUGGCAGGCAUGACCUCAGAGCAGUUGAUGCACUUCUCAUCUUAUAAAGAAAAACAGAAGGAGGUUAUGCAAAAUGAAGUAGCUAAGAAGGUUCAAAAGGCCCUUGAAGUUGCUGACCUUAGUUCAAGAGAUGUUACACCAUUUUUGAAAGUGAGGGUGAUGGGGCUUGUCAGUAGACUUUCUGCUUCAACAUCCAGUAAAAAGGAAGGGCUAAUAACAAUUUGGAACCCUACUGAGAUGCAGAAAGCUGAUCUUGUGGAGGGACAAAUUUAUUCAGUUACAGGAUUGAGGCCUUCGAAUCAUUGUACUGAAAUCCUCUACUUGCAUGGUAGAGGAUCAUCUACAAAGUGGAAGCCCUUAGCAUCAGCUCAGACUACAGAUUUUGAACCAUUCUUCACCCCUCGUAAAGCAAUUGAACUGUCAAAGUUUGGUGAGGUGCCGCUUUCAAGUGAAUUUGACAUUGCAGGUGUUAUUUUAUAUGUUGGCAAUAUGUAUUUAUGUAACAACCAGAAAAGGCAGUGGCUCUUUAUAACAGAUGGAUCUAAAUUUAUCUCUGAACAAAAGUCCGAAGAGCAAGAUUGUCUUCUAGCAGUUAGUUUUUCUUCCCCAACCACUGGCGAAGACUCUGCAUUGUUUAGUAAUACCCUCUCUGGAAACACAGUUGGUUUUAGUAAUCUGGUCAAGCGACAGAAAGACCAGAUGAGGCAAAUAUGGGUAGCUGAGGCAACAGAGAGCUCUACCUACACUCUUUCUCAUGAGAUUCCUAGAAAAUCUCACCUAAAAGAAGCUGCAGCUUCUGCUGAAAGAUGGGCUUCAAGAUCUUGUCAUAAAAUUCAAGAGCUAAAAGAAAUGGUUUUAUGUAUAGUUGGUGACAGUGGUGGCUGAGUUAUAUUAAACGCUGCUGCCUGCUGAUUUUGGAAAUGAUGCAAGAAUUUGUUUGGGGGUUCUUAUAGCUAUGUCAAUAUUUCUCACUGGCGGUAGUCACUGCUGGUUGGAGGCAUGGCCAGUAUGAAAAGGACAGGGUUGGAGCAGUGUAACUACCAAAGUAGGCCAUAUUUCAGCUUAUGUGUUACUCGGGCUAUCAAAUGGCCACCCCUCAUCUUCCUACGCACACUCAGGCUGGCCCCCUCUAACAAUGGGCUCAAGCUCCGCCACUGCUGAUGGACAAGAUAAUGAACAACUACGAUACGGGAUGCAAGUGAGAAGGAGAGAUUUCUUCACAGAAGGGCUUACCAUCGGGGGCUGGACAUAUCAGAGAAGUAAUCAAACAGAGGAAAUUUCUCUACUCUCAUGGGAGCUUAAUGCAGCCCUCCCUGUUCAACACUCAAAACACUCAUGGGACCUUAGGCUGCCAAGUUUUUAUGCUGCCUAGUCUACAUGAGCAACAUUUUAAGCGAGUUGCCUAACCAGGCUGUCUUAUUAUUGUAAUGAUGUACUUACAGAUAACUAUUUAAUUUGAUAAAAGUUGUAUAGCUGCAUCAACUAU